AUGGAGCCUUACCCAAAUCACACCUCAGUGGCAUCAAAUGUAAAUCCGUAUCACUGCCAGCACAGCAAAGAAAUGUUUGUUGAUACAGAUGCAGUGAAGACAGUGAAGGAGGGACAUUCAGUCACUCUAAACACAAAUGUUACUGAACUACAGACAGAUGAUCUGGUGAUAUGGACAUUUGGAUGUUCAGAGACUCUUAUAGCUGAAAUCAAUAAACGAGCUAAUAUCUACAACACAUCUGAUGUUCCUGAUGGGAGAUUCAGAGACAGACUGCAGCUGGAUCAGCAGACUGGAUCUCUGACCAUCACAAACACCAGAACCACACACUCUGGAGAAUAUACACUAGCCAUCAGCGGCAAGACAGAGACCACAUACAGAUUCAAUGUUACGGUCUAUGCUCAUCUGCCUGUUCCUGUCAUCAGUAGAGACUCUCCACAAUGUUCAUCAUCAUCAUCAUCAUCAUCAUCAUCAUCAUCAUGUUCACUGGUGUGUUCAGUGGUGAAUGUGGGUCAUGUGACUCUCUCCUGGUACAAAGGAAACAGUUUAUUGUCCAGCAUCAGUGUGUCUGAUCUCAGCAUCAGUCUCUCUCUACCUCUGGAGGUGGAAUAUCAGGAGAAAAACACCUACAGCUGCGUUGUGUCUUAUUCAUUAAUCAAUCAGACUACACAUCUCAACCCCUAUCUCUGUCAUACAUAUUCAGCCGCCGAGUGA
Messenger RNA from Sinocyclocheilus grahami, 711 nucleotides. RefSeq lists its product as uncharacterized. The record is from RefSeq and is a predicted model, not a curated record. The transcript has 4 exons. NCBI's taxonomy places the organism in Eukaryota, Metazoa, Chordata, Actinopteri, Cypriniformes, Cyprinidae. The coding region runs from base 1 to 711 and encodes 236 amino acids.